UUUUCCCUUGGAGAGAGGGAGAGAAGGAUGGGUACCUUCGCAAGGGUGAAGAGCGGCGGCGAGGGCUGGGGUUUGGGAUUCCUCUUAGUGUUCUUCCCUGAAGAAGACAACGACGAUGACCACAAAUACAUCGACAAGAGGAGAAGGCUUUCUUGCUCAUCCUCUUCCUCUUCCUCUUCGUCUCCAAUCAAAUCAACAAGUAGCAGAUGCAGUGGAAGCAAUCUUCUCAUCAAAAGAUCCCAAUCUACUAUCUCCAUUUGUGCUCUUAUCAUCUUCUUCACUCUGUUUUUCUUCACACUCUGCACUUUCGAACCCACCUCCACCAAUCCCACAGUACCACGAAGAUGGCUCCCCGAGCCCAAGAGAUCUUCUUCGUCUUCUUUUUAUUUUAAAUGGAUUUCCAAUAUUUGGGAGAGAAACGAUGAUUCAAGAACGAUUUCAGAUUCUGCUUUGCAGGGGAUGGGUACUCUGUUUAGGAGAGGAACAAGAGCUAUGAAUCACCUUCUUGGAGGGCAUUUAGUGGAUGACACAACCGACGAUGAGCUCCGUUUGUUCCUCAGGUCUCUACAUCGAUCGGGUCUCACUGCUAGAUCAGAUGUCGUUUUCAUUUUCCCAUCUGCAAUUCCUUCAAAUUCCACUUCUGUAAUUCAGGAAGAGAACGAUUCGUUCUUGAAAUUCCUUCGCCUUCACAGAGAAAACAACAAUUCGGCUAACAAGGGAAUUGGUUUCGACUUGACCCAAUUCGUGAAAUCAGGUUCAGGUAACAGAGAGGAGCGGCAGCCACUAUGGGGAAGACGAAUUCACGGAAAUUGGAGCAACGCAGAGGGUGGUGGCAGAGAAGAUGAGUUUACCGAGUUGAGUUAUGGUUCGGUGGUGGGUUUUGAGGCCGCGGAGCUUGACCCGGAGAACUCGCUAUCCGGGUUCUUAGAUCACGUCCCAAUGAGCCUAAGAAGGUGGGCUACUUAUCCGAUGCUUCUUGGGCGAGUCCGGCGCUAUUUCAAGCACUUUAUGUUGGUGGACAUCAAGAAAGUGGUGGUGCUCGGAGACUCACUCACCCGAGUCAAGAGUUGGAGAGCUGAGUCAGUCUAUUUAUGGUCGAAGACGGAGAGUUCACACCAUGGACAUGGCCGGAAGAACUCGGGCGGAACUCAAUCUCGCAAUCUGAACGAGUCAAAACCAUUGAACCCAGCUGCGAUCGUGGGUGGAACUCGGGGUGUGCACCGCCUGUCGAACGUAGUGUUGAUGGAGAUCGUGAGAGCUGCGAUUCAACACAGAAGUAAAAGCGAAAGCAAGACUUUAGUAACUGAGUCAACAGUCUUGAACCAACUCGUUGAGAACGGAUCGUUGUUGAAGAACAUGGAGAUAAUCACGGUAACCGAGUCUAUUCCCGAUUCGAGAUCGCUCUUGAGUCGAAACUCAAAUCGUCUUUUAUAUCAUCAUAAUAGAAUUAUCCUUUUUAUAGUUCAUCGUGGGAGUAAUAAUCUUCUCAAUUUCGUUCAAUUCUUCAAAAAGAGAUUUGUUCAAAUCGUGGAAGAUUCUCUACAUUAAAUACAAAUUAUAUCAAGAACUUCCCAUCAA
Molecule: messenger RNA, 1578 nt
Organism: Macadamia integrifolia
Lineage: Eukaryota; Viridiplantae; Streptophyta; Magnoliopsida; Proteales; Proteaceae
Exons: 1
Coding region: 28-1548 (506 amino acids)
Source: RefSeq, a predicted model, not a curated record